Messenger RNA from Saccharomyces paradoxus, 513 nucleotides. RefSeq lists its product as uncharacterized. The coding region runs from base 1 to 513 and encodes 170 amino acids. Lineage: Eukaryota; Fungi; Ascomycota; Saccharomycetes; Saccharomycetales; Saccharomycetaceae. The transcript has a single exon. The record is from RefSeq and is a predicted model, not a curated record.
AUGUCAAAACUAUCGCCUUGUCCUCAUGCCGCCGAUUUUAUAAAUUUGGAAGAACCACCAGAACCUAAAGAGUUUUUCCAAGACCUUUGUGCUGUUCCUAAUUCUCCCAGAAGACGUUUUGAAAAUUCCCGAAGGUCAACGCAUUAUUGUGAAGCUUUGAGCUAUUCUAGGCAAAAGCUUCCUGCUCUGUUGUCUAAAAUGACACUGCAAGAGUUGAGACACAAUAUGUCAACUUUUUCUUUGCAGGAAAAGGAUCAGAUGAAUGAUUAUGACACCUAUAAGGUGAUAGACAUGGGAGAUCGUCUCUUGCUCGAGACUUUGUCCCCACAGCCAAGAGAUUUAUUUGAAAAACUGCAUACAAGUGAGGCGAAUUUAAUAGCUGAGACAGUUUUAGACGAAUCAACUGCAGUAAAGACAGAGUUACGGCCAUCUUCGUCUGCACGAAAUUCAAGUGUUUUUUUGUAUGAAGAUUAUAAAAAAUUCAUUUACCAGCAACUAGAUAUGUUUAGUUAA